Schistosoma spindalis is the source of this 1457-nucleotide messenger RNA. Lineage: Eukaryota; Metazoa; Platyhelminthes; Trematoda; Strigeidida; Schistosomatidae. The record is from the annotation of a GenBank genome assembly.
UUCAAUUACUCCUAAUUAUCAUAUUGACGUCGCGAUGGGGCCUGUGAUGGAACAGUUAGAUAUUCAUUCGGAUUUUUGAUGCUUAUGAGGAUUACUUUGAAAGGUUCGAAAUCUGGGCUAUGACCAAGGAAGAUUAUGCGAAUAUUAAUAUUGUGGCACAUUUUCUCACAUUCAUCGGAAAAGAAGCAUAUAGCUUAUUAAAAGUUUUGGCUUUACCGGAAAAGCCCAUUUCUCUUCCUUAUACAACUCUCAAGGAACUACUUCUAGACUAUGCUAAGUAUACAAAUUUCGAAUGCAGUAAAGGGCGAUUUCGUAAAAUGAUUCAUGAUGAUAUGAAAAAUUCCACUACAUUACGUCACCCCAUCCCAGUGCAUACUCAAGGUUAUGCAGAUAAUUCAUUGAGUUGCAAUGCAGUUCACGAAGAUGGGCACAAGUUUGGUCAAUGUUUGUCCUGUGGCAGGUUCAACUCUUUUAAUUCAUGUAAAUUUUAUAAUUCUAAGUGCUUUAAAUGUGGUGAUAUCGGAAAUAUUCACUUAGUUUGUAAUUCUGAUCCUAAUAAGUUGAGUAUUUAUAAUGAUCAUUCAUCUUUAUCAAUGAUUUCAAAAGACAAUUUAGAGUCGUAUAGCAGUUCAGAGUUAAAUGAAACUCAGAAUUCUUCCGAGACAACAAUUCCUAAUCAAUCAACCUAUCAGAUUUCCUGUUAUUGUACCAGAUAUGAUUUUUCUUAAUGAUUCACAUAUUUCCGAUGAAAUUUCUUACAAAUCUGGUGAAAAUAUUUCGGAUGAACCUGAUCAUGAUCGAAAAACUGAUGUAGUUUUAAUUGAUGCUGAUUUUUCUAACGAUCCUUUACUCUGCAAUGACAUUCUUAAUAAAUUUGAGGAAACUAUUUCAGAAGAAUCAAAUCUUGAUGUCAUAUCAAAUAUUAUUUGUCCUCAUGAUGCAUUUGUUUCUUGUGACAAACUUGUUCGAUGCGAAGCACGAGUAUUAAAUGAGCUAGAGUUUGAUUACAAUUCAGAUAAUUCCAUAUCAACUGUUGUUUACCCUUAUCAUAAAUUUAUUUCCAAUGUAUACUCUAGUUAAUGUGAGAAAUAUGUUUUAAAUGAAGCCACAUUAUUCAUAACUCGGGGAUAUGAAGAUCCGACAUUAUUUCGUAGGGGAGGAUAGUCUAUGGUUCAUAUCCUAGGUAGUAGUUUCAGUAUUCAACCGGCAUGGUGAUUGUUCACAAUCCCAGAAAUCAGGUCAGUCUGUUACGAUUUCCGCUGUUAAUUCUAAUACUAAUGAGUGCAUCCUAGAUAAUACAGAGUCUUUAUCCAAUACACUGUUGGACAGACACAGGAUGAACUUAAGAAGAUGACGUGCAAUCAAUUACAGACACCUGGACUCCAAUUUAAGCUGUGGCGGAUGUGGUGUUUGAAUGAACUAAUGAUUGCUUUGUACUUGUUGAAUGCCUAAUUUAG